CGCGUCCCCGCCUCUGUCUUCCGGUAUCGUGACCGCGCGCCGAAGAGCAACGACAAGGCGACGAGGCUGACUAAAGUGUUCAUUUAGUGCGGUGUAACGACUUCAAUGUACGGCCAGACUGGCGUGUUUGAGAUGGCGGCGACGCAGCUGUUCCGGCUGCUUGUCCGCCGGUCGACAACUCGUGUUUCCCUCAAGAAGUACAGCAAGGCGUGCCCGGCCUUGCUGGAGCAACUCCAACACUUUGAGUCUCUUCGGGAGAGAAAGAACGACGACAAAAGGAGAGCUGAACCGUUGGAAAAGCCCCUCAGCAUCCGGGUCGGUGACAGCCAGGUGGUGAAGGGAGCAGCCGGGGUCACCACGCCGCUCUCGGUCGCUCAGAGCAUUGGGAAGAAAAGGGCCUUGGUGAGUAAGGUGAAUGGGGAGCUUUGGGACCUUGGGCGCCCCCUGGAGGCUGACUGUGAACUACAGCUUCUUGGGUUUGACACACCUGAAGGCACGCAGGCCGCAUGGCGGACAGGAGCGUGCGUGCUGAGUUGGGUGCUGCAGAGGGAGUUUGGCGCCAGGGUGUGUCGUGAAGGGACGUCAGACCUGGGAUUUUACUGUGACCAUGUGAUGGAGAACAGCGAGCCGCCGCCUCUGAGUGACGUGGAGCAGAGAUGCAAGGAGGCGGCCGCCCUGACGCUGCCUCUGAGCAGGCUGGAGCUGAGCGCACAAGAGAUCCAGGAGCUCUUCCAGGAUGACUUACUUCGAUCGCAGCUCGUCCAGGAGCAGAUGGUGGGGCCCACUGCUACGGUGUACAGGUGUGGAGACAGCAUAGCGGUCUCUAAUGGCCCACUCCUCCCCCACACGGGGAUCCUCAAGGUGUUCAAGAUCCUACAGCUGUCAUCUGUGACCCUGGCCAAUCAGAAUGUGUGCGCCGGUUUGAUGCGUCUCUCCGGGGUGGCCUUUCCGAAAGAGAAGGAUAAGGUGGAGUGGGAAAGAAUGCAGGAGGAGGCCCACAGGAGGGACCACAGACGCAUCGGGACGGACCAGGAGUUGUUUUUCUUCAAUGAUGUCAGUCCAGGAAGCUGCUUCUUCUUGCCGAAAGGAGCACACGUGUACAACACCCUCACAGACUUCGUCAAGAGCGAGUACCGACGGCGAGGCUUCACCGAGGUCAUCACCCCGACGCUGUACAGCACUGCAUUGUGGGAGCGCUCGGGUCACUGGGAGCACUACGCCGACAACAUGUUCACCGUGACGUCCGAAGGCUCUCAGAAAUACGCCCUCAAGCCUAUGAAUUGCCCCGCCCACUGCCUCAUGUUCGAGCAGCGUGUGCGCUCCUGGCGGGAGCUUCCUCUGCGCUGGGCCGACUUCGGGGCGCUGCAUCGCAACGAGCUGUCCGGCACUCUGGGAGGCCUCACCCGGGUCCGCAGGUUUUGCCAAGACGACGCUCACAUCUUCUGCACACCUGAGCAGCUGGAGCAGGAGAUUGUGGCCUGUUUGGACUUCGUGAGAAGCGUCUAUCAAGUGUUUGGGUUUUCCUUCCACUGCCUCCUGUCGACACGUCCGACUCCGUGCCUGGGGGAGGCUGAGCAGUGGGAUAGUGCCGAGCAGCAGCUGGAACGGAGCCUGCAGCAGUUUGGCGAGCGCUGGGAGUUGAACCCGGGAGACGGAGCCUUCUAUGGGCCAAAGAUUGACAUCCAGAUAAAAGACGCCAUUGGCCGACAGCACCAGUGCGCCACCAUCCAGUUGGACUUCCAGCUGCCAAUCAGAUUUGACCUCCAGUUUGUCGGACGAGACGGCCGGCUGCAUCGACCAGUGAUGAUCCACCGAGCAGUGUUGGGGUCACUGGAGAGGAUGAUCGCCAUCCUGGCUGAAAACUUUGGAGGGAAAUGGCCCCUGUGGUUGUCCCCGGCACAGAUCAUGGUCAUUCCUGUAGGGGGCAGCUGUGAGUCGGCCGCCGAGCAGGUGCUCCAUCGGUUUCGAGAAGCGGGCUUCAUGGCGGACUCGAACGACGACACCGGCGCCACGUUGAGUAAAAAGAUCCGCUCUGCUCAGCUGGCGCAGUACAACUACGUGUUAGUGGUUGGCGAUCAGGAGCGCGAGAGCGGCACAGUGAGCGUGCGGAGUCGAGGUGGCAAGCAGCUGGGCAGGAGGCCCUUGGAGGAGGUUCUGAUGAGUCUCACACAGCUACGAGACUCCAGGAGCAGACAAGAGGACUUUUGAGUAACUACACCAUCACUAGGUACUUUUUUUUGGGGGGUACGGGACAAAUUCCCCCCUGCGCCCGCCGGCGCAAUGAAACCCAAGUGGAUACGGUUAAUAAUGUGAGAGUCCAGUCCAUACUGGGGCUAGCAGGGGAUCAUGUUGCAUGUAGACAAGGACUGGUCCACCCCGGGUCCUGACUUCAGCCUGAUGUUUGUAUGCCAGCUAUUUUUUUAAGUGUAAGCCUCAGUCAUGCUUAAUGCAUGCUAAUGUUAGCAUGCUAAAAAAAAAAUUUUCAGGUACAGACCACAGUGUACCAUUAUUUUCAGAACAUAAGGCGCACUUAAAGGCCUACUGAAAGCCACUACUAGCGACCACGCAGUCUGAUUUUAAAUUUCCCGCCAAGUGUCCUGUUGAAAGUAACAAUGCUGACGCGGAUAUGUUCUUCCAGCACCGAUCACAGCUAAAAGUAGUCUCUUUUCAUCGCAUAAUUACACAGUAUUUUGGACAUCUGUGUCGCUGAAUCUUUUGCAAUUUGUUCAAUGAAUAAUGGAGACGUCAAAGAAGAAAGAUGUUGGUGGAAAGCAACACAAACACAGCCGGUGUUUCUUUCUUUGUUGUGAAGCUUUAAUAUGGAACAGAGCGGUCAAGCGAACAUGUUUCCCUACCACAUGUCAACCGGCAGGUUUUGGUGAGAAAAUUGUGGUAAUAAGUCGGCUCUUACCGUAGACUGGAGCGCAGCUUGUGUCGUUCCUCCUGCAGCUGUCGAAGAGGCAGCUGCGACUUUCUUGGCUCCUCUGUGGCUUCCCUCAGAGACACUGGCGGUCACCGCACCCCUCCGACUUUCAGGUAUGACUAUAUAAUCUCACUAGUAACACAAUAAGCAGAUAAGGGAUUUUCUGGAAUUAUCCUAGUAAAUGUGUCGAAUAACAUCUGAAUCGCUCCCACUGCCCUCGUCUUUUUUUUUUCUAGUCCUUCACUCUCACUAUCCUCAUCCACAAAUCUUUCCUUCUCGCUCAAAUUAAUGGGGAAAUUGUCGCUUUCUCGGUCCGAAUCGCUCUCGCUGCUGGUGGCCAUGAUUGUAAACAAUGUGAGGAUGUGAGGAGCUCCACAACCCGUGACGUCACGCGCACAUCGUUUGCUACUUCCGCUACAGGCAAGGCUUUUUUAUGAGCGACCAAAAGUUGCGAAUUUUAUCAUCGAUGUUCUCUACUAAAUCCUUUCAGCCAAAAUAUGGCAAUAUCGCGAAAUGAUCAAGUAUGACACAUAGAAUGGACCUGCUAUCCCCGUUUAAAUAAGAAAAUCUCAUUUCAGUAGGCCUUUAAUAUUUGACUUUGGCUCCUCAGCAUUCACACCACAUUUUUACCAAAAUGUCAUUCUUUGAAAAAAAAAAAAGGCAUAUUUUGUUCUGGUUUUGAAGGUGAUCCAUCCAUCCAUCCAUCCAUCCAUCCAUCUUCUUCCGCUUAUCCGAGGUCGGGUCGCGGGGGCAACAGCCUAAGCAGGGAAGCCCAGACUUCCCUCUCCCCAGCCACUUCCUCUAGCUCUUCCCGGGGGAUCCCGAGGCGUUCCCAGGCCAGCCGGGAGACAUAGUCUUCCCAACGUGUCCUGGGUCUUCCCCGUGGCCUCAUACUGGUUGGACGUGCCCUAAACACCUCCCUAGGGAGGCGUUCGGGUGGCAUCCUGACCAGAUGCCCGAACCACCUCAUCUGGCUCCUCUCCAUGUGGAGGAGCAGCGGCUUUACUUUGAGUUCCUCCCGGAUGGUAGAGCUUAUCACCCGAUUUCUAAGGGAGAAACUCAUUUUGGCCGCUUGUACCCGUGAUCUUGUCCUAUAGGUCAUAACCCAAAGCUCAUGACCAUAGGUGAGGAUGGGAACGUAAAUUGAGAGCUUUGCCUUCCGGCUCAGCUCGUUCUUAACCAUAACAGAUCGAUACAGCGUCCGCAUUACUGAAGACGCCGCACCGAUCCGCCUGUCGAUCUCACGAUCCACUCUUCCCUCAGUCGUGAACAAGACUCCUAGGUACUUGAACUCCUCCACUUGGGGCAGGGUCUCCUCCCCAACCCGGAGAUGGCAUUCCACCCUUUUCCAGGCGAGAACUAUGGACUUGGACUUGGAGGUGCUGAUUCUCAUUCCGGUCGCUUCACACUCGGCUGCGAACCGAUCCAGCGAGAGCUGAAGAUCCCGGUCAGAUGAAGCCAUCAGGACCACAUCAUCUGCAAAAAGCAGAGACCUAAUCCUGCGGUUACCAAACCGGAACCCCUCAAUGCCUUGACUGCGCCUAGAAAUUCUGUCCAUAAAAGUUAUGAACAGAAUCGGUGACAAAGGACAGCCUUGGCGGAGUCCAACCCUCACUGGAAAUGUGUUCGACUUACUGCCGACAAUGCGGACCAAGCUCUGACACUGAUCAUACAGGGAGCGGACCGCCACAAUAAGACAGUCCGAUACCCCAUACUCUCUGAGCACUCCCCACAGGACUUCCCGAGGGACACGGUCGAAUGCCUUCUCCAAGUCCACAAAGCACAUGUAUUGUUUUGAAGGUAAAUUCCACCAAAAUGAUCCCCUUGAUUUGUCAGUCUGUGGCCCUCUGUGAAAAGGUUUGGGAUCCCCUGAUUUAUACAAUAUUUUUAACAUGAUAAAUCAUGUAAAAGGUCUGUUCUCUGCACAUGAAUGCUGUACAUUUAUAUUAUUUCCAGCUGAGUGUUAAUUGGAAUAAAUAGAAACUUUACAAGACUA
Messenger RNA from Nerophis ophidion (straightnose pipefish), 4919 nucleotides. Its product is annotated as threonine--tRNA ligase 1, cytoplasmic-like. NCBI's taxonomy places the organism in Eukaryota, Metazoa, Chordata, Actinopteri, Syngnathiformes, Syngnathidae. Gene Ontology annotation, cellular component: RNA polymerase II, holoenzyme; cytoplasm. The transcript is spliced from 18 exons. Gene Ontology annotation, biological process: mRNA 3'-end processing; threonyl-tRNA aminoacylation. The record is from RefSeq and is a predicted model, not a curated record. The coding region runs from base 106 to 2208 and encodes 700 amino acids. Gene Ontology annotation, molecular function: ATP binding; RNA polymerase II complex binding; threonine-tRNA ligase activity.